AUGUCGGCCGAGGGCGUUGAUGCGGCGGCGCCGAACCUCAACCUAACCCCUGAAGAGAAACGUCUUUAUGGCCAACUAUUCCGCCAAGCCGAUACCGAAAGUGUAGGUGUCGUUACUGGCGAAACCGCCGUCAAGUUCUUCGAGAAGACUCGGUUGGAUUCUAGAGUACUUGGAGAGAUAUGGCAAAUUGCAGAUAAGGAGAACCGGGGCUUUCUGACCCCAGCCGGCUUCGGGCUUGUGUUGAGGCUCAUCGGCCAUGCGCAAGCCGGACGUGAGCCAACUACCGAGAUAGCCCUCCAACCGGGACCGCUGCCCCGCUUCGAUAGCAUGCCUCCUCCGGCCGGUCUUACGUCUCCCACCGCCCCUCCCGCCGUUCCUCUGCAAGCCCAAAGUACCGGUGGAGGCCCUAUCAGAAUCCCGCCCCUGACACCCGAGAAAGUCAGUCAAUAUGCCGGGUUGUUUGAACGCCAACCGUUACAGGCGGGCAACCUCCUACCGGGCGACGCAGCCAAAUCCAUCUUCGAAAAGUCAGGACUACCGACCGAGGUGCUUGGGAGAAUCUGGCAACUGGCCGACACUGAGCAGCGUGGCGCUCUGGUCUUGACCGAGUUCGUCAUUGCUAUGCAUCUCCUCACAUCCAUGAAAACGGGCGCUCUCAGAGGCCUUCCUAAUAUCCUCCCAGCGGCUCUGUACGAGGCCGCAACUCGGCGCGGGCCUACCGCACCUAGACAAUCGCCCACUGGCACCGGACCCAUUUCUGCCAUUCCUAGGCAACUCAGCGGCUCAGCUCAAUUUCGUGCCGGGAGUCCCCUUGGACGGCCACCCAUUACAGCGCAAACAACUGGCACUCCCGCAAGCGACUGGCUCAUCACUCCCGAUGACAAGGCACGUUUCGAUGUCCUUUACAACGAUCUGGACAAGACUCAUAAGGGUUUUAUCACCGGCGAGGAGGCUGUUCCUUUCCUUAGCCAGUCGAACCUACCAGAAGACGCCUUGGCUCAGAUCUGGGAUCUCGCAGACAUCAACUCUGAGGGCCGGUUGAACAGAGAUACUUUUGCCGUCGCCAUGUACCUCAUUCGGCAGCAGCGAAUGAGACGAGACGGUUCAGUUUCUCUUCCGACGACGGUGCCCGCCAACUUGAUUCCGCCUAGUAUGCGGACCCAGGCGCGUCCCCAAACCUCAGGCUCGCCUUUUGAUGCUCCUCCCCAGCCUCAACCACCUGCCCCAGCACCCCCUCCGGCUCCCAAGUCUGCUCUUGAUGACUUGUUUGGCCUUGACACACCGCCUGCCCCAGCCCCGGCUCAGGUUGCUCUGUCGACGGGUGGUUCAAAUGCGAACGACCCGUUCGGCUCGGGCUCGGCUGUUCUCACACCUUCUUCUCCCAUCCGACCCUCGCCUACUGGAACUCAGUUCAAGCCGUUUGUGCCUUCAUCGUCUUUCGGGCGUGGACUCACUGUACACUCUACAGGAGACUCAAACUCUGGCAAACCUCCCGCUCCCUCGGCAUCCGAAGACCUUCUGGGAGAUGGCGACCCUGAGGUCAGCAAAAAGCUGACCAACGAAACUGCCGAGCUUGCGAACCUGUCCAACCAGGUUGGCUCGCUGUCUAAGCAGAUGCAGGAGGUUCAAGGCCAGCGGACUACGACGCAAAAUGAGCUCAAUCAAGCCAAUUCACAGAAGAAGAACUUCGAGCAGCGCUUGGCGCAGCUCCGUACCUUGUACGAGAAGGAAGCUAAAGACGUCGAGGCUCUCCAGGUACAACUAAAUACCUCGAGAAACGAGACAAAGAAGCUUCAGGCCGAGUGCAUGGCGUUGGAUGGCACCUACAGAGACUUGCAGACCCAACACCAGCAAGUUUAUCUUGGACUGCAGGCUGACCAGGCAGAAAACGCAAAGCUGAAGGAAACGAUCCGCACUCUCAACGCCGAGAUUGCCAAGCUCAAGUCUCAAACCGAGAAGCUCAGGUCCGAAGCGCGGCAGCAAAAGGGACUUGUUGCUAUCAACAAGAAGCAGUCGGCGACUAAUGAGGGUGAGCGUGACAAGCUCCAGACUGAACUGAGCGAUCUUUCCAAGAACAACGAGGAGCUCUCUCGUCAGGCGAACACUAGUUCUCCGAUCGCAUCGUCGGCUCAGGUCGCAAGUCCUACACCAUCGACUGCCAGUGGGAACAACCCCUUUUUUAGGAGAACGGGCAGUACUGACAUCAUGGGCUCCUUCGGGUCGCCGCCGCCUGUCAAGCCCUCCAGCGUUGACAAGUCCUUUGACGAUGUCUUUGGGCCAGCAUUCCCUCCUGCCGGGUCUAGCAGCACCCCGCCACCCGCCACAUCCUUCAAACCGCAACACACAGGUGCGUCGACUGCUAGCUUGGGCUCGUUCUCGACACCUCCCGUACCCACAUCACCCAAUGUCAGUCGUCAAGCUACCCUUACGGCCGAGCCUCCCGCCCCUCCAGAGUCGAGGCAGAUCAGCUCGAGCUUCCUCCCGUUUGCCGACGCAAGCGAAUCUCUCAGCUCCUCUCGGGCUGUUUCGCCGCCCGCCUCUCGGGCCGAGGGUAGUGAAACUCCUCAGGCCAACUCGCUGCCUGGAGCUUUUCCCCUCGAGGUCGCGGCAACAGGCCAGAGCACGGACUCGGCGUCGACCGCGAGCAAUAAGGAGCCCGCAGUCCAAGGCGAUACAAAGCCCUCGGGCAACGGCGUUGCAGUUGCACCUAACAAGGCUGCGGUUGACUCUGACCCGUUUGCAGCCAUGGGUUCAAAUGAUGCCAAGGCUGAUUUUGAUGAUGCUUUUGCUAGCUUUACCAGUGCGCACAAGAGCUCGGUAGGUUCUGGUGCUGACGCAAACAAAUCCUCCUCAGCUUUCGAUUCUGAGUUUCCGCCCAUCUCAGAGCUUGACCGCGAAGACGAUGAUUCGGACACUGCAAGCGAGGGCGGCGGGUUUGGCGGUGGUUUUGAUGACGACUUCGCCCCAGCGUCCCCUCAGGCAAAGAAGACCGAAGCACCCGAAGAGGACAAGGAGGCUACUUCCCCCCCUCCUGCUCCCGUGGUUGAGGACGUGUCUGCGUCCGAGCCAACUGCUGCCGUAGCUGCUAGCUCUGAGGUCUCGGAAACUCCAGUUGCACCAGCGGCUUCAGCUGCACAGCCUGCCGCACCCAAGGCAAAAUCGUCUUUCGACGACCUUGACGAUGAAUUCGAAGGCCUUGAGGAUGCCAAGGAGGGCUCGGCCGACGACGACUUCCAGACGAUCUCUAGGUCCGGCCUGGACGAUUUCAAUCCCGUCUUCGACAGUAGUCCGCCACCUAGUCAGGCCAAGACCGAGUCCACGGCGUUUGGGCAUGAGAGCAGCUAUGACUUUGGAUCGGUCUCGCCGAACCCCGCCGCUGGUGGCAACGCCGGCGCAUCGGCUAAGGGUACAGGAGCCUCUGAGGCGCAGGACUGGGAUGCCAUCUUUGCUAGUCUCGAUUCACCCAGCGACGCCAACGCGAACCCCACCGCAAGUGCUCCCGCUCUUGUUCCCCCGGCUACAGAGACUCGUCCGGCCCCCGGCCGAGCUCUUACCCAGUCGAGCGAGCACGACGACCCGAUCCUGAAGAACCUCACUAGCAUGGGUUACUCGAGAGAGGACGCCAUCCUCGCUCUAGAGAAGUAUGACUACAACUUGGAGAGGGCUGCCAACUAUCUUGCAAGCCAGUCGUGA
Messenger RNA from Colletotrichum graminicola M1.001, 3693 nucleotides. RefSeq names its product UBA/TS-N domain-containing protein. Gene Ontology annotation, cellular component: plasma membrane; cytoplasm. Gene Ontology annotation, molecular function: calcium ion binding; protein binding. Gene Ontology annotation, biological process: endocytosis; endosomal transport. Lineage: Eukaryota; Fungi; Ascomycota; Sordariomycetes; Glomerellales; Glomerellaceae. The record is from RefSeq and is a predicted model, not a curated record. The coding region runs from base 1 to 3693 and encodes 1230 amino acids. The transcript has 4 exons.